CUGUAUAAAGACGGCGGCUGGCCGGCCGAGCCUCAGUCUCUUGGAGCUGCCCAGCAGCCGGGGUCAGAAGCCGGAGGACGGACAGCCCAGCCCAGCCCCAGCCGCCUGCGCCUCCCAGGUCAUUUAGUUGAGUCUUCACCAGUCAUGGAUUCCUUCUCCUUUGAUUACUCAGAACCAGUGAAUUUCACAGACAUCAAUUGGACAUGCACCAGCGGAGAUUGCAUCACCGUGGACACCGUCAUGUGCCCUAGCGCGACGGGCCGAAACGUCCUGUUGUAUACCCUCUCCAUCUUUUAUAUUUUCAUCUUUGUAGUUGGGAUGAUAGCCAACUCUGUGGUGGUCUGGGUGAAUCUCCAGGCCAAGACGACGGGUUACGAGACUCACCUGUACAUCUUAAAUCUGGCCAUCGCCGAUCUGUGUGUGGUUGUCACCAUUCCCAUCUGGGUGGUCUCUCUGGUCCAGCACAACCAGUGGCCCAUGGGGGAGCUCACCUGCAAGAUCGCUCACCUCAUUUUCUCCAUCAACCUUUUUGGCAGUAUCUUCUUCCUGACCUGCAUGAGUGUGGACCGCUAUCUCUCCGUGACCUAUUUCACCAACACCAGCUGCCAAAAGAAGAAGGUCGUCCGCCGGCUCAUCUGUAUUUUCGUGUGGCUCCUGGCCAUCUGUGUCUCCCUGCCGGACGCCUACUACCUGAAGACCGUCACCUCGGCCGCCAACAACGAGACCUACUGCCGCUCCAUCUACCCGGAGCACAGCAUCAAGGAGUGGCUGCUGGGCAUGGAGCUGCUCUCCGUGGUCCUGGGCUUCAUCAUCCCUUUCUCCAUCAUCGCGGUCUUCUAUUUCCUACUGGCCAGAGCCAUCUCAGCCUCGGGGGACCAGGAGAAACACAGCAACCAGAAGAUCAUCUUCUCCUACGUCAUCGUCUUCCUCAUCUGCUGGUUACCCUAUCACGCCGUGGUGCUUCUAGACAUCUUCUCCUUCCUCCACUUUAUUCCCUUCAACUGUCAGCUGGAAAACUUCCUCUACACAGCCCUCCACGUCACUCAGUGUCUGUCCCUGGUGCACUGCUGUGUCAACCCGGUACUCUACAGCUUCAUUAACCGAAACUACCGGUACGAGCUGAUGAAAGCUUUCAUCUUCAAGUACUCGGCCAAAACCGGUCUCACCAAACUCAUAGAUGCCUCCAGAGUAUCAGAAGCAGAGUACUCUGCCUUGGAGCAGAAUGCCAAAUGACCAGGGGGUCCCAUCCCUGAAAACAUCUUGUCGAACUUCUUUGCUUGACUUUCACAGGGCACAAAAGAAAGGGAAACAAGCUUCUAGUUGGAUGGAUCCAUUCCUACAAAGUCAUCUGCUUGUUUCUUCUCAGAACCUAUGUAUGCGUCCAGCGUCCAACCUGGAAAAGGAAAGUUUUGCGUUCAGCAAAGCCUCCAUGCGCUGUUGGAGACAUCACACUGAGAACAAAGAUGCCGUGAGAGAGAGCUCCAGAGUUCAGUGUAUAUUUUAUAUGAUGUAUUGUAUUUAAGACUGAAGACUUUUUUUUAUUUUCUGGUUAUCAGUGUACCUUAAUACAUUGUAUUUGAAAGUUAAAUAUAUUUUUAUCGUCUAUUUGAAGUAUAAAGUUGACCUGUGUAUCCAGAGUGCUGUAGUUUAAAUGUUAGCAUGGCAUCACUUUUGACUGUUUUGACUAAAGAUGACUUUCAUUGUUAGCUGGAUGGAAAAUAUAUGUAUAUAAAUAUCUAUCUAUCUAUCUAUAUAUGUUGGUCUUGAUGGAAAUGUUUUAUUUACAAUAGCUUUAUAUGUGUAUGGUAUAUACACCAGCAUGGGGCACGGGACCCGAGCUGUUUGCUUUAAAAUACAGCCUGGGGUAUGAACAGUAUUGUAAAGUUAGGGUCACCGCAAGACCUUGGGUCAAGUUGGUUAAUAGAUCCACGGAAGGAACAGAGAGGGCUCGUUGCAGAAAGUUCUAUUUGUAACUUAUUUUUUAAAAUAAAAGUCUUUGUUCCAAAGGCA
Antechinus flavipes (yellow-footed antechinus) is the source of this 2010-nucleotide messenger RNA. It is a transcript of the gene ACKR3, whose product is annotated as atypical chemokine receptor 3. Gene Ontology annotation, biological process: chemotaxis; G protein-coupled receptor signaling pathway; angiogenesis. The record is from RefSeq and is a predicted model, not a curated record. Gene Ontology annotation, molecular function: chemokine binding; coreceptor activity; G protein-coupled receptor activity. Gene Ontology annotation, cellular component: membrane. The transcript is spliced from 2 exons. NCBI's taxonomy places the organism in Eukaryota, Metazoa, Chordata, Mammalia, Dasyuromorphia, Dasyuridae. Bases 145 to 1233 code for a protein of 362 amino acids.